Molecule: messenger RNA, 2094 nt
Organism: Australozyma saopauloensis
Lineage: Eukaryota; Fungi; Ascomycota; Pichiomycetes; Serinales; Metschnikowiaceae
Gene: PTR3
Product: Ptr3p
Exons: 1
Coding region: 1-2094 (697 amino acids)
Molecular function (GO): protein binding
Source: RefSeq, a predicted model, not a curated record
AUGGAUUCCUUGAGAUUAUCAAACCUUUUAAAUCUUCUCAAGUUUCCCGCUCAUCCGGAUUUAAUUGUUAAAGAUGCUUCUGUUCUCAAUUGUGGGUGUUUGGUCUCUGAGUCACAAUUCGUUCAAUUAGAGACCAAGGAAUGCCCAGUCUGCCUUGCCAAUCCGGUGUCUAUUCUAAAGGAAAUACAGCCACUAAGAGAAUUGUAUGCGAUUGUUCAACAAAUCGAAAAUGAUAGCUCUUCUCGAAUUAGAAGGGUCCUGUCGCUGAGACAACGAAACAGUAAGACGACUAUAGAAUUCAAACCCCAAUCGACAGAUGAUAUGGACUUGUUGGGCUUAUUUUGCAAAAUUGCGAAAGAAGAUGCUGCAGAAGCUCAAAAUGCCUUGGUAGAUACCCGUUCAGUGUCUUUGAAAAUACCUGCAGUGAAGGGUGCUUACUCGUAUUCUCCAACCGACCAACCAAUCCAAUCCCUAUCACAGAAUCUUGAUAUUCCAAGCACACAACAAACCGCCCUCUCAAAUCUGGCACAUCAAUAUAACUUGGAGCACAACUUGUUGCUGGGUCUCAGUGAACAAGAGGAGUACAACUUUUCUCAAUGUUUCCCAUUCCACAGAAAUGUCACCACCUUUGCAACGCAACAAACAAAAUUUUCUUUCAGCUCAAGUGCCCUUAAACUGAAGAAAUUUCUGUGCACUGCGGUUUUCACCACAUUUGACCCUGUAGCCAACCGAGAGAUUGCAUAUUUCGCAUUGGUAUCUGAUAAGAGAUGGGAGUUGUAUAAGUAUGUGACAACAAAGCCACAACUUCUAGCGUGCGGAAAACUGUCUGGUGAGUAUGGCCCGAAUCAUGGCGAGAUGAAAGCACCAAAAUCCGAGGGGAUUGUCGUAAAAAAUGAUUUCGGUGGUGCGAAAGUUGAUAAUGUCGAAGGAGAUGAUCUAUCUGACAGAUUAAAAUCGUGGAUACACCUUUAUUGUUGCUUGUCAGAAAAAUACCUUAUUUUAUCAGGAACAAAAGGUUUGGUGAGAGUGCUCAAUGUCGAUGCAUCAGUGGGCCCGAUCGGCCAGCCUGUUUACUCGUAUUUGACCAACUUCCCAAUAAGGUGCAUAUCAUUGUCGCCUAACGAUAAACUUGUGGCAUGUGGAAUAACUGCAAGAGAAAAGAUAUCUGGGAAGCAACAACCUUUCAUUAUCUUACACCAAAUUGAGACCGACAAAAGCGGGCUGACCUCCGUAACACCAAUUACAAUAACUGUCCCAUACAGGGAUCCCUUGAAGAUCAUUAAUUUCAAUGCUUCAUCAACUCAUUUGCUUUGCUGCACCGUUUACGAAAUGAGGUAUUUUAUUAUCCGAUUGAGAGGUGAAGAGGGAUCCGACUAUCGCCGUCCUCGUCUCAUAUUCUCAGAUAUGAGAGUUGCACGAAAGUCCAAAAAAAGAGAUUCAGGUGAAGAUGGAUACACCGAUCUCGAUGUGGUAUUCAACGACGAGGAUGAUGACCAAAUGCUCGAUAACGAGGGUAUAACGGACAUCAAAUUCGGCAGGCCAUACACAAAUACCAUGAUUAUCACCACAUCAUCCAUGAAGAACCGCCCCACAAUUAUGCUCAAAUUGAACGGUCCCGCUAUUGAUUCAAGAAAGACUGUGAGUGGGGACGGUACCUCUGAGGAUCUAAUGUUUGAGUUCAGCUCACAAGCGAGUCAGCAAGACGAAGAUACUAACGCGAACACGAACAUUGUUGAUGCAGAUGUGAUCAUGAAAAUUCCCGAGAUCGGGUCUACGAUUUACGGAGUUGAUCUAUCACCUCGAGGAGAUGGCAUGGUCUUCGUUGAUAAGCUGGGUAGAGUUCUACUUGUAUCAACCACGGGCACAGAACAACUAAAUAUGAUUAAUCUGAGCUCUGUGCGUAAGAGUGUUGUGCAAUUGGGAGAGGUGACUCCCGCAUUACGGUCUACCGAAGCUGCCUCAGUAAAAUUUUCAGCCCACGGCGGCAAAAUUUUUGCUGUUGACCGUAAGGGUCUCUUUCAAGUGUUUGAUUUUACGAAGGGUAUUCCUGGCGAACAUCCUGGCGUUUUUAAGUGCAAGAUCAUAAGUGUGUGA